Molecule: messenger RNA, 4066 nt
Organism: Delphinapterus leucas (beluga whale)
Lineage: Eukaryota; Metazoa; Chordata; Mammalia; Artiodactyla; Monodontidae
Source: RefSeq, a predicted model, not a curated record
CGCGGCUCCCAGGUGAGCACAUCCACAGCUCACACUUGCUCGGGACGCCUGAGGACACGCGCAACCUUCAGCCAAGUUCCCCACACUGACAGCACCGCCGCGGUCGCCGGGCUUGCCGGAACACCGCGGGCAACCAGCUCGCCCUCACCAGGCAGCCGCGGCCAACGCCGGCACACGUAACGUACUCGGACGCCCUGCGCCGCUGCAGACAGCCACAAGCUGUGAGGAGAACGGACUGAUGGGGAUGGGGAGCCCGCAGUGGAAGCGAAAGACCAGUCAUGAGGGUGCUAUGUUUGCCAGGGCAAGAGAUGCUGGCGGCCAUGGGGACAAGCCAAUUGGAUGGGCUGACUCAUCCAAGGCCCACUGGAAAGUGUACUGGGACCCAGACAAAAUGGACCCAGAGAACAAGAGCCGUGGCUAACCAUAUCCCACCAGUGCCUAAACUUACUCACCUGGCCUCCUGUGAUCACCUUGUUACUGAACCAAAGUCGGAUCUGCUUGCCCAACAUGUAGCAAAGACAACCUGCUGACGCCAGGCUGUGGUGAAGAUGUUUUCAAGUCAGAAAACAUUUACUGAGCACCUACUAUGUACAAGAUGAACAUCUGCAACAAGCCCUCUAACAAGACAGCCCCUGAGAAGAAUGUGUGGACAGCACCUGCACAGGCCAGCGGACCCUCCCCGGAGCUGCAGGGCCAGCGGUCCCGCCGGAAUGGGUGGAGCUGGCCCCCUCACCCGCUCCAGAUUGUGGCCUGGCUGCUGUACCUCUUCUUUGCUGUGAUUGGCUUUGGGGUCCUUGUUCCCCUCCUGCCUCACCACUGGGUGCCUGCUGGCUAUGCUUGCAUGGGCGCCAUCUUUGCUGGUCACCUCGUGGUGCACCUGACUGCUGUUUCCAUCGACCCAGCAGAUGCCAACGUGCGGGACAAGAGCUAUGCUGGGCCCCUGCCCAUCUUCAACCGCAGCCAGCAUGCACACGUCAUUGAAGACCUGCACUGCAACUUGUGCGAUGUGGAUGUGAGUGCUCGUUCCAAGCACUGCAGCGCCUGCAACAAAUGCGUGUGCGGCUUCGACCACCACUGCAAGUGGCUCAACAACUGCGUGGGCGAGAGGAACUACCGGCUCUUUCUACACAGUGUGGCAUCUGCCUUACUGGGCGUCCUGCUCCUCGUGCUGGUGGCCACUUAUGUCUUUGUGGAGUUCUUUGUCAACCCCAUGCAGCUGCGUACCAACCGCCACUUUGAAGUCUUGAAGAAUCACACAGAUGUGUGGUUCGUGUUCCUGCCUGCUGCCCCUGUGGAGACACAGGCUCCUGCCAUCCUGGCUCUGGCUGCCCUUCUCAUCCUUCUGGGCCUGCUCUCCACAGCCCUGCUCGGCCACCUGCUCUGCUUCCACAUUUAUCUCAUGUGGCACAAGCUCACCACCUAUGAAUACAUCGUGCAGCAUCGUCCGCCCCAGGAGGCAAAGGGGGCCCACAGGGAGCUUGAGUCAUGUCCCCCCAGGAUGCGGCCCAUUCAGGAGAUGGAGUUCUACAUGCGGACCUUCAGCCAUGUGUGCCCAGAGCCCCCUGGCCAGGCCAGGCCUGCCUCAGUGAAUGCUAACCCCUCCCGGUUCCUUGCCACCCGCGGCCACGUGGAGCCUCCACCGCCCUCCUCCCCAGAGACUCUCGCUCUGCCCCCCCGGAUCCGACCCCAGAAAAAAAGGAAGCGGCGCAUGUAUAAGGUACGGACCUCCAGAACCUUGGACCGGGAGCCCCCGUUGCCCAGGCUGCCGGGGCCGCGGACCCCCCGCCGCCGCUCUAGCUCGUCGUCGGAUUCCGCUGACGCCAGCCCUGCAGGCGCCUACCACUCGGCGUCAGCCGAGUCCAUGGACGAGAUUCCAGUGGCUCAGACGCGCCUAGGCAGCGCCGGGGUGGCGCUGCAGGCGCGUGCGCCGGCCGUUUUCGUAAGCCCGAGUAGCGGCGAGCCCGGUGCGCGGGGCGGCCCGGAAGCCGGUCCCGCUUAGCUGGGACAAGAAACAGGGAUGGCGGAGGAAAGGCGGGACAGACUCUCUAUGCAACACCCCCCACCCCCGCCGUACUGAGUGCACUUUAGGGGCCGCUAAGGGCCGGCGGGAUCGGCCCCCUCCCCCACGACUCAGCAAUAACAGCCCCACCAGCCGUGAUGCUCCAAUAAACUUUUUUAUGCUUUUGCGGAGUUAGUGCAUACCUUCUUAAUGGCAAGGGCCACGGGCCCUCCUGGAGCCGGACCAUUGCAAGUCAGCCUAGGGGCAGAGGGUGAGGUGGGUUCCCCCCGCACACACACCGUACGCUGGGUGGCCACCCAGAUUGUCAUAUGGAGAAGCUCAGGUACGGGGCUCCUGGUUGGGAAAGGUCCUAGAAGCUGCCUGGAGGAGGUUAUUUUUCUUGAAGGUAGGGUUUGCACUUGGUGAGAGGAGGGGAAGCAGGCUUUGGGGUCGGGAGGCAGCAGCGGAAGCAGAGACUGCGAGGCUAACACCGGGCUGGGGUGGGAAUAAAUGAGGACGCGGACCCAGGAAGUCCAGGAGCUUUUCCCUGGCCGCGGGAGAGACGUCGGUGUACCAGCAUUUGGGGGCUGGCACUCGUGAUUCGUUUACUGUCCCCUCCCGCCCCCAGUGACCCGGAGUUGUGACCUGGGAUGCCACACGCUCAUUGGAGAGCUGUGGUCUUGAGCCAGCUUUAGACCCCACUGUCACUAAGGGAAGGGACCUUCCCACUCCUCUGCACGCCCCCCCCCCACGCCCCCCGCCAAAGGCCUUCGGUUGCUGCUCUGGGAAGUUGGAUCUCCCCUGGAGGCGGGGAUCAGCUUUGAACUUCAGGUCUGGUCACCCCAGCCACAGAUGCAGCGGGAUGAGACUAUCGCAGCAGCUCCGCCCCCGCGGAGAGCGGAGAGGGCGGGGUCGGGUAGGUGGAGCCAGCGUGACCUUGGUCACUCUCCCGCCGAGACAGCCCCGGGGGUGGGACUCGCCGUCUCUAUGGAGACCGAGAAACAAGGGAAUAAUACGGCGGAACCGCCCGGCCUGCAGUCCCGCCCCAGAGCCGGCAGGGAGCAGAGCUGUGGAGCCGCCUAGUCUCCUGCGUCCAUCGGUCCAUUCUUGCGUCUUUCUUUCUGUCCAUCGAACGUGCACUGCAGGAGCAGCCACGAGGGAGAAGCCGGGUGGCAUGGCAGCGAGCACAGAUGUGGCUGGGCUGGAGGAAAGCUUCCGCAAGUUUGCCAUCCAUGGUGAUCCCAAGGCCAGUGGGCACGAGCUGAAUGGCAAGAACUGGGCCAAGCUGUGCAAGGACUGCAAGGUGGCUGACGGAAAGGCUGUGACAGGGACCGAUGUCGACAUCGUCUUCUCCAAAGUCAAGGGGAAGUCUGCCCGGGUCAUCAACUAUGAGGAGUUCAAGAAGGCCCUAGAAGAGCUGGCACCCAAGCGAUUCAAGGGGAAGAGCAAGGAGGAGGCCUUUGAUGCCAUCUGCCAGCUGGUGGCAGGCAAGGAACCAGCCAAUGUGGGUGUUACUAAAGCAAAAACAGGGGGUGCUGUGGAACGGCUGACUGACACCAGCAAGUACACGGGCUCCCACAAGGAACGCUUCGAUGAGAGCGGCAAGGGCAAGGGCAUUGCUGGGCGGCAGGACAUCCUGGAUGACAGUGGCUAUGUGAGUGCCUACAAGAAUGCAGGUACCUAUGAUGCCAAGGUGAAGAAGUGAGGCCUGGGAAGGCCUCCCCUAGCACGGCUGCCCCUGCCAGAGGCUCAGGCCUGCGCCUAAGGGGCAUGUGGAGCAAGAGAGCCCGGUCCCCUCCUUGCUGGAUCUGCCGCCCAGCGCUUCCUGCCCAGCCCUAUGGGGCCAGCCCACCAGACCUCUGACCCAGACUGCUCUGCAUCCCCUUCCCCUUUUUCUUUCCCCCUCGACUUCUGUCUGUCUGAGGAGAGUCUGUGCCUAUAGCCUCACCACCCCAACCUCGCCCCGGGCAUGGCUAACCCCUGCCUGCUUGCCUCAUAUUUAAGCUGCUGCUCUGGCCAAGUGCCUAAUUCUUACCCGGACCUCAAUAAAGCCACCUUUUGUACCAA